UCUGUUUUAGCUUUUCUUGAAGACUCUUCAACUUCUCAAACCUAAUUCAGUUUCUCACCCCAAUUUUUCUACAGUAGUUUUUCUUCUAUUCCACGACUGAUCGUGCUCCCAAACGUGGGCUUCCAACCAAAAAUCUCUAUUUUAUCUACACAUACAUAACUGCAUGAUUUAUGCGCUGUAUAUUUUCAAAACCUUUUCAACUUCGUAUUUUAUCUACUCAGUAUACCAGUCUGAUUACAAUUGAUUUGCAAAUAUGGCCACACAAAUUCAUGAUAUCAAACAAAUUUCAGGCAACUCGAUGCAAUGGAAUCUCAAAGUUAGAGUUGUUCGAAUGUGGGUAAUGCCGGAUCGCUUUAAGCCGGAAAUACCGUAUUCAAUUGAAUUGGUUUUACAGGAUUCUAAGGGUGAUCGUAUACAUGCUUCAAUCGGAAAGUAUGUUGUUAAGUUUUUUAGGAACAAGAUACAUGAACUUCGCUUAUAUCGUAUGAACUACUUUGUAGUCGGACCAAAUAAUUUGAAGUUGAGGACUACGGCACACAACCUGGGGCUGACAUUUACUCAAAAGACAUUUGUUGAGGAAACAAAUGACCCUUCAUUUCAUAUGAACAUCUUUAACUUGCGCUCUUUUGACCAACUAACAAAUCAACAUGAUGUCGAUCAGACAGAAUUACUCGAUGUUGUUGGUCAGGUUGUGACCUAUGAAGAUGUUAAGACCUACAAGCAAGGAGACAACCAAAGUGUCUUUAUUAAUGUUGUGCUCGAAGAUGAUCAGAGGAACAGGAUUUUGGCAACCUUAUGGAGUGAACUUGUGGAUCAAAUUCAACAUCACUUGAAUGAAUCUACUGAUGAGCCUUUGAUUGUUGUUUUCCAGCAUAUGAAAGCUCAAAAAUUUCGAGGUAAUUACUCAGUGCGUAGCUGUUGGUAUCAGACAAAGAUAUGGAUAAAUUCUACGUUGCCGCAAUCUAUUGACUUUAAAUCCAGAUUACUUGCAGCACGUCAAUCAAACUUUGAGCGAAUCACUCAAACAAGUUCUCAGCAAAGUUACUCUGUUAGAGAUGAGUUAGACAAAGGAAUUGUACUGUUUAAAACUAUAAGGGAUUUAGUUCAGUGCACGCAAGAAUGUAGCUAUUGGAUUGCGGCAAAAUUGGUUAAUUUGGAACUUGACCAGGGAUGGUCAUACUUGGCAUGCAACAAGUGUAGUAGAAAGGUUGAUAAAGUUGAAAAUAAAUACUUUUGUAAGAAAUGCAAUGAAGAAGAAUUUUCAUUUACUCACAGGUAUAGGCUUCAAGUUCGUGUUAUGGAUGGAACCGCUUUUAUCUCAUUGUUGCUUUGGAAUCGCGAAGCUAUGCAGCUUAUAGGGAAGUCCGCAAAAGAACUUAAGGAAAGAUUACUUGAGACUUCAAUUGCGGAUGCUGACUGUUCUUAUCCAAGUGAACUGGACGAUAUUCUUUAUAAAAAAUUCAUGUUCAAGGUUAUUGUUAAGCAAGAGAAUAUUGAGUCACAGGUCGAAGUCUACAAAGUUCUUAAGCUUACUGAUGAUGAUGACCUUCUAAAGGAAUACAAUCACAGUUUAUUCGAUGAUACUAUCACUGAUCCACAGUUUUUUGAUGGACAAAGCUCAAGUGGAGAUAAGCUUUUCGGGGAUCUUAUGGCCGAAACUCAGCUGAAGUCUGUUUUGCAAACUCCCAUCGAGAAAAGCGUAUCAGAAAGUGGAUCGUCCGUGUUAGAAGAUGGUGAUGCUUGCAAUGCAAAAAUAUCUCCUUUGAAGACGUAUGACAAGAAGACUAGAUCCGCUAAUAAGGCAUCAGCAGUAGGACCAGAUGACGACUUCAAUUCUCAACUCUCUAGCAACAAGGUUCGCAGAGUCGUUAAGAAAGAAAAGAAUCUCUGAUUGCUUUUACUGAAAUGCCUUUAGCUAUGCAAUUGUAUAUUUUGUACUUAUGUCGAAUGAAUGUGCUGCUGUUGAUAUGUGAUCUGGUGAAAUGACUCUACCUAUGCAACUUCAUAUUAUCUUUAUUAAUCAUGAAUUUAAUUAUUACUUA
Messenger RNA from Nicotiana tabacum (common tobacco), 2042 nucleotides. NCBI's taxonomy places the organism in Eukaryota, Viridiplantae, Streptophyta, Magnoliopsida, Solanales, Solanaceae. The record is from RefSeq and is a predicted model, not a curated record.